CUUACUAUUUUUGUUUCCCUUUUCCCUCCGGUAUAGUAUAUAUGUGUCAUUUCCAUUCUAAACCCUAAACCCCUCUUGGUACACACACAUUACACAAAUGUAUCCAUACAAUUCUUAUUAUAUGAUGAGCGUUAUCUUCAGCAAUUAGCAAUGUCGUCCACUUCAACUCCAGUACGGGCGGCAAUGCCUAGCGCAAAUGCGCCACCACCAUUCCUUGUGAAGACUUACGAUAUGGUGGAUGAUCCGAGUACUGACAAAAUCGUUUCGUGGAGUACCAAUGGAGACAAUAGCUUUGUGGUUUGGGAUCCUGCAGAGUUUGCUAAGGACUUAUUGCCUAAGUAUUUCAAGCACAAUAACUUCUCCAGUUUCGUUCGUCAGUUAAACACUUAUGGCUUUAGAAAGGUUGAUUCGGACCUCUGGAAAUUUUAUAAUGAUGGAUUCAUAAGAGGUCAGAAGCAUCUGCUUAGCAAUAUUACUAGGCGGAAGCCUGCUCAUGGACACAGUCAGCAGCAGCAGGUGCAUGGUCAGAGUGCAUCAGUUGGGGCUUGUGUUGAGGUUGGAAAGUUUGGGCUUGAGGAAGAGGUUGAGAGGCUGAAAAGGGAUAAGAAUGUGCUUAUGCAGGAGCUGGUUAGGCUGAGACAACAGCAGCAGACUACUGAUAAUCAGAUGCAAACUGUGGUGCAGAGCCUUAAGAUUAUGGAGCAGCGGCAGCAACAGAUGAUGUCGUUCCUGGCAAAAGCUGUUAACAGCCCUGGGUUCUUGGCACAAUUUGUACAGCAGCAAAAUGACAGCAAUAAGCACAUGAUGGAAGGCAACAAGAAACGCAGGAUUAGACAAGAUUUUCCUUCAGAUGAUCGCUCUGUUAGCCCUGCUGAUGGACAGAUUGUGAAGUACCAACCUAUAAUGAAUGCGGCAGCGAAAGCAAUGCUCAGGCAGAUAACGAAACUAGAUUCUUCUCCUAGAUUAGAUAACUUCAGCAACAGUCCUGAAAGUUUACUGGUUGGCAAUGGUUCACCCCAAUCUAAUGCAUCAGACGGUGGAAGUAACAACCAAAUUUCAGGAGUCACUCUUCAGGAAGUUCCACCCACUUCUGCCCAGCCAUUUGCCAGUGCAACUUCAGCUGUUGCCGGGCAAAGUUCAUUGUCUGCCAACAUUCAGUUUUCAGAGAGCAGUUCCCUGGUUGGAGCUCAAGGUUUGCCACCUGUUUUGCUUUCUCCAUCAGAUAUGAUUAUGCCUGAGCCCUCACAGUUACAAGAAACUGUGCCUGAAAACAAUAUGGAUGUUAAUGGAUCCAAAACGAGUAAUGGUUCUUUCAUGGAUCCCACAUUGGGUGGAAAUGGAGAAUUGCCAUUGGAAAUUGAUACUUUUUCUCCCGACCUUCAAAUUGAAUGGGAGAGUGCUUUGAUGGACGAUGUAGGAGAGCUUCCUAGUGUGUGUGAUCCCUUCUGGGAAAAGUUUCUUCAAAGCCCGUUCCCUACCGAGACAGAGGAGAUGGACUCGGUUGAUAUUGAAGAUAUUAAGACUACUGAAACUAAGCCACUAGAAAAUGGACGGGACAAUCAACACAUGGAACAUCUUACUGAGGAAAUGGGGCUUCUAAGAUCAAACAGUAAAAAAGUAUGAUUGGUCACCAAAGAAAAUGUGCAUGAAGUACUCUAGAAAUCUCAGCUCUUAGUGUAUUGAGUCAUGGGAGACUUCCCAUAAGAUAGUAGCUCUAAUACCUGCUUUUACCUUUGUCUGCAUAUAUGGAAAGCUUCUUGAUUCAUCUGGAUUACUCUUAUGUAGUUCACCUCCAUUUUUUGUUUCUUCCUUACAUAGAGCUUAAUGGACCUACCGUGCUAAAUGUACGUUGGAGGUUUCCUUUUUUCCCUUUUUUAAAUUUCUCACUGUAUGAGCUCUCUGGUCAUUUAAGUAUGUAGAAGUUACAGAUCUGUGCUACUAACAGGCAAAUGCCCUUUUAACCCUUCUAUAUACUAGUCUGUUAGUGACA
Molecule: messenger RNA, 1990 nt
Organism: Lycium barbarum (goji berry)
Lineage: Eukaryota; Viridiplantae; Streptophyta; Magnoliopsida; Solanales; Solanaceae
Product: heat shock factor protein HSF8-like
Exons: 2
Coding region: 151-1623 (490 amino acids)
Biological process (GO): regulation of transcription by RNA polymerase II
Cellular component (GO): nucleus
Molecular function (GO): DNA-binding transcription factor activity; RNA polymerase II cis-regulatory region sequence-specific DNA binding
Source: RefSeq, a predicted model, not a curated record